Agelaius phoeniceus (red-winged blackbird) is the source of this 5100-nucleotide messenger RNA. Lineage: Eukaryota; Metazoa; Chordata; Aves; Passeriformes; Icteridae. The record is from RefSeq and is a predicted model, not a curated record.
AUGCUGCUGAUGUAUAAUCCGGGUGUACUUGUGAGCAGGAAAGCUCUCCUUUUCAUUGCAACAUGUAUAUCUGUGGGUGUUGCACAAGUACCCAAACAAGCAAUAGAUGUUCUUCAUCAACUAGGCCUUGUGAAAGAUGUCCAAGAGCCUUCAGAGACAGCAGUGCCCUCACCAUCCUCUCUGUUACCUCAGGGUGUUCGUCUAACUGCAUCAGGAGUGGUGCUAAGCGAUGAUGCACAUAUUGAGUCCCGUGUCCUUCAAGUCAUACCAUCAAAUCUAGGGCAUCAGUUCACCUUAUUGGUUGGGCUGUACUCUUACAGAGCCAGUAAUGCUUUUCUUUUCAGUGUUAGGAACAAAAGCAGGUUGCAGUUUGGUGUCCAGCUGCUACCAAGAAAGGUAGCAGUGUACACCGGAGGGAAGCAGCCCGUGUACUUUGAUUAUUGUGUUCAUAAUGAACAAUGGCAUUUGUUUGCCAUUGGCAUUGGGGACAAGACUGUCUCACUAUUUGCUGAGUGUGGAAACAAGUACUACAGUGGUGAAGUACUUUCUAAAGUGGAGACAUUUGAUUCAGAGGGUGUAUUUACCCUGGGAAGGAAGAGCUCUCACUCUGUCAGCUUUGAAGGAGUUAUAUGUCAGCUGGAUAUUAUUCCCUCUGCAGAAGCCUCUGCAAACUACUGUAAAUAUGUGAAACAGCAGUGUCGCCAGGCUGAAACCUAUCAAUCUCUGCGUGGGGCUCCACUUCUGCCACAUGGGCUGGAUGCUUUUUCAAAGAUGAUCACUGAUGAGGAAAACCUGGAAGAUAUAUCAGCUUAUAGAUGGAAAGAAGUAUCAAACAUGCCUGUUACCAACGUUGCUCAGAUUCACUUUUUACCAGACCACUUUGAGUUAAGAAAUGCCUCUGUAUGGGAGUUUGCAGAGACCAAACCUCUGUUGCUGGAAGCUUGGCCUCAAACAGAACUCCAGCAGAACAUAGAUCUGGCUCUUCAGCAGCAGGAGAUGAGCAGAAAAAGAAACAUCACUAAAACCCCUGCAGGAUCGUAUCCAAAUAGUUCAGCUAAUACCACAGAAGAUGCAGACAGACAUAGCGAGCCUUCUCUGAUCUCCCCUGUAAAACAGAGUAAAACUAAAAGCAAGGGAAUGGAAAAAGCAAAACAGCAUUUAGAUGAACCAAACAAAAAGCAGCAAAUCUUCAACACAACUCUGUACAGUUUGCCUGCUGAACUCCCUCUGGAUAAUCAACUCCAUCCGGGGCAGGAAGGUGCAUUUGAUGCUGAUGAGACUUAUCGUACAGAAAGCACUUAUGAAAAUGGUAUUGAUAAUUAUGCUUAUGACUAUGAAGAUCUUGGCAAAAUGUUUGAAAGGGGAAGUGUCAGAGGUCCAAAGGGGGAAACUGGACCUCCUGGUCCUCCAGGUCCUCCAGGUUUACCUGGUCCUUCAGGGAAGAGAGGUCCUCGGGGUAUUCCAGGACCACAUGGGAACCCAGGUUUGCCAGGAUUGCCAGGUCCCAAGGGCCCUAAAGGAGACCCAGGAUUCUCUCCAGGACGGGCAAAAUGUGGAGAAAAGGGUGAUCCAGGCCCCAUGGGCUUUCCAGGCCCACCUGGAAUCAAAGGCCAGAAGGGUCUUAAGGGUUACCCAGGACUGCAAGGGCCACGGGGUGAGCAGGGAAUUCCAGGAAUUGCUGGCAGUAUUGGGGCAGUUGGUUACCCUGGCAGGCAGGGCCUAGCUGGACCGGAAGGUAACCCAGGUCCUAAAGGAGUAAGAGGUUUUAUUGGACCUCCAGGUGUGGCAGGACAACCAGGACCUGAAGGAGAAAGGGGUAUCCCAGGCCUCCGUGGAAAAAGAGGUCCUAAAGGGAGACAGGGUUUUCCAGGUGACUUUGGAAAUAGAGGCCCCCCUGGUCCAGAUGGAAGUCCUGGAAUUGUUGGUGGUGUUGGUCCUCCUGGAUUUCCAGGACUAAGAGGAGACAUUGGGCCAGCAGGACCAAGUGGACCAUCAGGAAUUCCAGGGCCCAUGGGUUUCCCAGGGAGUGUGGGACAGCCUGGAAUGAAAGGUGAUAAGGGUGAACAUGGCCUUGCAGGAGAGCCAGGAGAUCAGGGGUACCCAGGAGACAAGGGUGCUCUUGGUUUACCAGGACCUCCGGGGAUCAGAGGAAAACCAGGACCUCCAGGGAAAAUUGGAGAACCUGGACCCCGUGGACCAUUGGGUCCUCAGGGACCUGAGGGUUUUCCAGGAGAUAUUGGUGUACCUGGAUUAAAUGGCCCUGAAGGUCCUAAGGGAGCUCUGGGUGACCGAGGGCCUCCAGGGCCACAAGGCCCCAAAGGAGUUGAGGGAGAAGUAGGACCAGCUGGACCUAUUGGAGGAGUCGGCCCAAGAGGAAAGCCAGGGCAGAACGGUUAUGUAGGUGAUCCUGGACCAGAAGGUUUGAAGGGAGAAAAAGGAGACCAAGGAAACCUUGGAAAAACUGGUGAAGCAGGAUCAGCUGGCUUACCUGGAGAAGCUGGGCCAUCUGGAAACCUUGGUGAAAAGGGAGAGCGAGGCAGUCCAGGACCUGUAGGUCCUCCUGGAGACAAAGGUGUCAUGGGCUAUCCAGGACCUCCAGGAGGCCCUGGACCUGUGGGGCCAGAAGGAUUACCUGGACCUUCAGGGGCACGAGGACCUUCAGGGCCACAGGGACCUAAGGGAAGAAGGGGGCCAAGAGGUCUCGAUGGUCCUCCAGGAGAGCUGGGAACAGAAGGUGUUAAGGGAGAAAGAGGUGAUCCAGGAAAGAAAGGAGUCCCUGGGCUCAUUGGUAAAGCUGGAAAUCCAGGAGAGAGAGGAGAGCAGGGUGCACUUGGUUUGCUUGGGCCUCCAGGAGCCACAGGAGACAGAGGACCAGUGGGAGAGCCAGGUCCAAGAGGACAACCAGGGGAUGCUGGCCCUAUUGGAGAAACGGGUUUUGAGGGACCUCCUGGCCCUGAAGGAGAACCUGGUCUGCAGGGGGAACCGGGCACAAAGGGAGACAUUGGACCUGCUGGGAAGGCUGGAGAACCAGGUGACCAAGGUUUGAGGGGUGAACCAGGGCCUCCAGGAGAAGAUGGUGUUCAAGGAAAAGAUGGCCCAAAGGGAGACCCUGGAGACCAGGGACUUGUUGGAGAAGGUGGUGAAAAAGGAGAGAUGGGAUUACCAGGAAUUGCUGGGCCCCCUGGUGAACCCGGCCUAAUGGGAAUUCCUGGCCCUGAAGGAACACCAGGAAAUCCAGGUCAGAGGGGCCGUUUAGGAAAGAAGGGGGAAAAGGGGCAGCUUGGCCCUCCAGGAGAAGCUGGACCUGCUGGUGAUUCUGGCCAGCCUGGAAAAACUGGUCCUAAAGGUGCAAGAGGAACUCGAGGUCCCAUGGGACAUCUAGGAGGAAUGGGACCUGAAGGAGAGCCAGGAAUUCCAGGUUAUGGGGGUCACCAGGGUCCUCCAGGGCCCUCAGGGCCCCCAGGCCCCAAAGGAGAAAAGGGUUACCCAGGUGAAGACAAUACAGUCCCUGGACUACCUGGGCCCAUAGGUGAACCAGGUCGAAGUGGUGAGCGUGGAGAUAGAGGAGAGCCUGGUGAUGAGGGCUACAAGGGUCAUACAGGUCUUCCAGGGCUUAGAGGACCUAUUGGACAACAAGGACCUCCAGGAGAGCCAGGUGAAUUGGGAGAGCAAGGACUAAAAGGAGAAAGAGGUUCAGAAGGACAUACAGGGAAGAAAGGAGCAACAGGUCAAGCAGGCAAAGCUGGAUUUCCUGGAAAACCGGGGCCACCAGGGCAGAAAGGAGUAGUUGGGUACCCUGGACCAGAGGGCAUUCCUGGGAACCCUGGAAAGACUGGGCUGUCGGGGAAGCCUGGCCCUAAGGGCAAUAAAGGAAACUCAGGCUUACCAGGUCUAGCAGGUUAUCCUGGAGCUCGAGGUCCCAAGGGAUUGCCAGGCAUGCCAGGGCCCAUGGGAGCACCUGGACUAAAGGGUGAGAAAGGGCUUCUAGGUCAUCCAGGAAAGCGAGGCACAAGAGGCCUUCCAGGAUCAGCAGGUGACCAAGGACCAGCAGGAGAGCCUGGGCUGAAAGGACAGAUUGGAGAAGAUGGAGAUCAAGGUUUAAUGGGGUUUCAAGGAUUCCCAGGUCCAAAAGGCCCUGCAGGGGACAUUGGCUUAGUUGGAAUUCUGGGCCCGAAAGGUCCAACAGGCCAAGUUGGAUAUAUUGGCCCUGUUGGUCAAGAAGGCAUAGCAGGCCCAACUGGCAGACCUGGACCAAGAGGUGAAAAGGGCACGAGGGGUGAAAUGGGGCCUCAGGGACGGCAGGGCCAGCCUGGGCCACCUGGACCACCUGGACCACCAGGACCAAGGAAACAAGUGGAUCUCAAUGCUGCUGUUCAAGCUUUGUUUGAGUCAAAUGCUGCCUUGCAGAUGGAGAAAUACCAGAAUACUGAAGUAACUUUGCUAGAUCAGAGUACAGAGAUAUUCAAAACGCUCCACUACCUUAGCAAUUUACUGCACAGCAUCAAGAACCCUCUUGGCACACGGGAUAACCCAGCACGCAUCUGCAGGGAUCUGCUCCACUGUGAUCAUAAAGUGGCAGAUGGAAAAUACUGGAUUGACCCAAAUAUUGGAUGUCCUUCUGAUGCCAUUGAAGUUUUCUGCAACUUCACUGCAGGUGGUCAGACAUGUUUAACACCACUGUCUGUGACAAAGCUGGAGUUUGGUGUUGGAAAAGUGCAGAUGAACUUCCUUCAUUUACUGAGCUCAGAAGCAACCCACAGCAUCACAGUCCAUUGUCUGAACACACCCAUGUGGGGACUGACUGCAGCAGGGAGCCGGAAGACAUCAGUUACCUUUAAAGGAUGGAAUGGUCAAAUAUUUAAAGCAAAUACUCUCCUGGAACCUAAAGUGCUUCUGGAUGAAUGCAUGAUUGAAGACGGCAGCUGGCAUAAGACCCAGUUCUUUUUCCACACUCAGGACACAAAUCAGCUUCCAGUUGUUCAAGUUAAUGCACUUCCUCACCUCAAACCAGGCCAGCAGCAUUUCAUAGAAAGUGGCUCCGUAUGCUUCCUGUAAGAUUUCUGUCCUAGGUUUCUUGUUGCAUCCAUAUGGAGUGCUGCA